This is a messenger RNA of Andrographis paniculata, 1982 nucleotides long. RefSeq names its product protein WHAT'S THIS FACTOR 1, chloroplastic. The transcript is spliced from 3 exons. Bases 413 to 1912 code for a protein of 499 amino acids. NCBI's taxonomy places the organism in Eukaryota, Viridiplantae, Streptophyta, Magnoliopsida, Lamiales, Acanthaceae. The record is from RefSeq and is a predicted model, not a curated record. Gene Ontology annotation, molecular function: RNA binding.
CAUCUCCGUCGUCGAUUCUUCACCGCUCGCUUACACCUCACUGUCCUCUCCGGCCACCGCCUCUUUCUACUUCCGUCGUCGCCGGUAAAUAGAGCCGGCGGAGCCACGCCUGAAUUCACCGACCGCCGGACUCUAAACGCUAUCUGCAUUUCUGCUGUUGAAUAGCGAGAAACGCUGUUCGGAAGAUUUUUCUCCGGAAUUCCUGCUCUGGCAAUCGCAGCCAAGGUGAGUCAGCGGAGGUAGAGAUGACGAACAUGAGAAAUUUAUCUCAAUUUGUGAGGGGAAAAUCAGCUUGACCUAAUUAGGUUUCACAAUUGAGGUUGCUGCUGCAAUUCUGCAAAUCGUUCGUUUCUUAAGAAACCAUGACUGCAGUCUAAAUGCCUAGAUUAGUUGCUUAGAGGAAUUUGUAGCAAUGGCGUUAGUAGUUACUCCAUCACCUCUAGAUUCUUCUGCUGUUUCACUCAAAUCUCAUUUUACAUCAUCUCUGCCUGAGUUUAGAGUUAGCUUUCGAUCUAAUCGGAACAAAUUAUCUCAACCAAGUUUCUCAAUCACCUGUUCUUCCUCUCCUUACAAAAUCGUCCGUUAUCCGAAAUUAGAUAAGCAUGUUGUGAAGCAAAACAGAAUUCGGUUUGUUCAGAAGCUGAAAACUCUUCUGCUUUCGAAACCGAAGCAUUUUAUGCAGCUUCACAUUAUCUACAAAUGUCGAUCUUACCUAUCCUUACCCAAACCGCGGUCUGUCCUAUCGAUGAUCAAGCGUUAUCCCACGAUUUUCGAGCUGUUCGCCAUCCCUGUUCCUCCAACGCCAUUAAAUGCGGCUGGAUCUCUUUCUCAGCUCUGUGUCCGUCUCACUCCGGCUGCGGCCGCCCUUGCGAAAAGGGAACACGAUCUUAAGAAAUAUCGGUCGAUUUCUUUGGUAGAAAAGCUCCAAAAGCUCUUGAUGCUUGCUUCCCCAUACAACAGGCUUCUCUUGUCGAAGCUUGCGCAUUUGGGGCCCGAUCUUGGCCUCCCGGUGAACUUCCGUUCCCGUCUUUGUAAUGAUCAUCCCGAUAGGUUCAAAACUGUCGACACUUCUUACGGUCGGGCCCUCGAGCUUGUCUCGUGGGAUUCAAAUUUGGCUAAGGUUUUCCCGUCGCGAGACGAGAGCAAGUCCCGUGGGUUGAUUGUCGAUCGCCCAUUGAAAUUUAAGCGUCUACAUUUACGGAAGGGACUCAAUGUUAAGCGACGCCAUCACGACUAUCUCGUAAAGUUUCAGGAACUCCCCGACAUUUGCCCCUACAACACUAACCCGAUCGAUUUCCCGAAAGAAUCAAUCGAGGCCGAGAAGAGAGCUUGCGCCAUCAUACGGGAGGUUUUGGCGAUGACGGUGGAGAAACGAACGUUGAUCGACCACUUGACCCAUUUUAGGAACGAGUUCGGACUACCGAACAAGACGAGGGCAAUGUUGGUGAGGCACCCAGAGAUGUUCUACAUAAGCGUAAAGGGUACGAGAAAUUCGGUGUUUUUAGUCGAGGCGUACAACGAUCGGGGAAAUCUCGUCGAGAAGGACGAGAUUUUGUCGAUAAGAGACGAGCUCCAUCGGCUUGUGCGAGAAGGGAAGAAAAUGAGACGAGAGUCGAGAAAGAAGCACGUAUUCGGCGACGACGUUGAAACUCGACCGUCGGGCGAUCAAGUUGUCGACGAUGAUGAGAAUUUUGACGACGAUGAUGAUGAAGACGAUGGUUUGGAUGAUUUGUUUUGUGUAGACGACGAUAGAAGUUUCGAGGAUAAUAUCGACUACGACGACGACGAAGAUUACGCCGCCGCCGGAAGUCCCGAGUCGGCGGCGUUGCUAAAAGAAGCCGAGUUUUGGGUAGCUCAAGCGAAACUGUCGUCCCUUGGAAACACAAAUGGGUUCUUAUCAGGGCCUUGGUAGUCAUUGUUGAUGUCUUAGUUGAUUUAUUGUCACAAACAUCUUAUUUGAAAUACAACUACAAUAUUAGAUA